AUGGCAACGACAGGCUCAACUCACCGUUUUGAAAUUUUAUCUUUACUCGUUCGCAAUGUCUUAACAUCUAAUUCGAAGAAUUUCCAACUGCAUGGCGAUAAGCAAGUGAUCAUGCAAAUCUUACCGACAUCACCAGAUCGUGCUUUUCUGACAAACGAUUGUUACGAUUCGAGUUACGAUCUAGGUGCAAUAACAUACACCGAUAUUUUACAACGUGUGUUACGAUUAGGUUUUCAAAUUCAAUCAUCCGCCGGUGGAUCUUAUCAACUACCAAAAUCGGAAAAGUCGAUUAUUAAAAACGAUUCUCAACAGCCAGCAGCACAAGAUACAUUCGUCCUUCAAUAUACACUGGUCCGAACGCACAAUAUCAAUUAUCGACUUAUUCACUUUUUGAAAAAUAAGGCGAAUUUCUUCGAUGAAACAGUUAACAUUAUCAAUUAUGUAAAUCAUCGACGACUACAAAUUGAUACAUCUCAACACAGCAUGUGA
Messenger RNA from Adineta ricciae, 489 nucleotides. NCBI's taxonomy places the organism in Eukaryota, Metazoa, Rotifera, Eurotatoria, Adinetida, Adinetidae. The record is from the annotation of a GenBank genome assembly.